Australozyma saopauloensis is the source of this 1371-nucleotide messenger RNA. RefSeq names its product Arp9p (gene ARP9). The coding region runs from base 1 to 1371 and encodes 456 amino acids. Gene Ontology annotation, biological process: regulation of transcription by RNA polymerase II. Gene Ontology annotation, cellular component: RSC-type complex; SWI/SNF complex. Lineage: Eukaryota; Fungi; Ascomycota; Pichiomycetes; Serinales; Metschnikowiaceae. The transcript has a single exon. The record is from RefSeq and is a predicted model, not a curated record.
AUGCCUCUCUACAGAGAAGAAUACUUCCUCAUUGUGCACGCCGGCUCGGAGGACACCGUGUUCCUAUUCGGGUUGCGUGACUCGUUAACGCCUCCCCAGUAUAAGAUCCCCACGUUGGUCUACUUGGACACCACAACGAAUGAGUACCAUUUGACGAACCCAGCCGGCAGUUACCAGGAAAUACGGCCCAUUCGGGGCUCCCGGAUCGUCGACAUCGGCGCGUUCCAGGCUCUUUUGAAGAUCAUCAUGCAGACCAUCAUCGAGAAACAUCCGGUCGUCACCAUCAAUCUGGUGCCAUUGUUACUUGUAGCUCCAUCGCUCUCGUACUCGCGCGAGGCUGUGGAGGCCAUCACUAAAUAUGUAUUUGAGGUUUUGGAGCUCACUGCUUUUAACAUUGCCGACUUGUCCACCGCUAGCGCGUUUGGCUUGGGCAUUACGUCUUCGUCUGUAGUGGUCAAUAUCGGCCACGAGUCCUCGCAAAUCAUGCCUGUAGUCAACGGAACCACAUUGAAGUAUGCUGGAAAAAGAUUGAGCAUUGGAGGUAAAACCAUCGACGAUGAGCUCCAGACGUUGUUGCCUCAUUUGAAUGGCCGCCAGAUCAAUGCGUUGAAGAAGUCCCGUAUAUUCGAGGUGUUGAACGAUCACCAAGACUCCUUCUACUCGAUGGCCGACUUGAACGAAUCCACAAACAACGUUCCCGACGAGUUGGACGUGGCAAAGAUCAUCACGGCCGAGGACCAACAGAACCAGGAGAAGAGCGACGAGGAGGAGAAACCCAACAGCGAGUUGCAAACAAACUCGUUUGUAGACCACGACGGAAAGCUGAUUUCGGUAGGUAAAGAGCGUUUCCAGGGUACCUCCAAGUUGAUUGCAGCCCUCACAGAACAAAUCUAUGAAUGUAUCGAGCGUGUGCCCGAAUUAGAUAAGAGACAGGAAUGCUACGAUAACAUUGUUUUCACGGGACACACCUGUGAUAUUUCUGGCUUCAAGCAGGCCAUCAUAAUAAAACUCAUCGAGGAUUACUUGGCCAAGCCCCAGGUCACAAAAAAGAAGUCAAAGACUGAUUCUGGCGUGAAUUCUGCCAUCGCAGCUUACCAACUGACAGAGGAAACCCUGGAGGGUCCUGUAGAGCACAACAAACUCUUGCAGGUUCCUUCCACGAUCAAAAUGGCCAAGAUCCCAGACUACUUCCCCGAAUGGAAAGUGCCAAAGGAAACAGGCGGGGCCUGGGCAGAUGUCUACAUUUUGGGCGCUCAAAUUUAUGCCAAGCAGAUUUACGGCACAAACUCGAACCAUGGAGGCGAUUCGUUCAUUGAUACGGAAAUCUACGAAGAGCUGGGUCCUCUGGCUAUCUGGGACAUCAUUCUUUAG